AUUAACCUUGCAAUUUGGAUCACAUCGAGACAACUUCUACGGUAGCUAGCAAUUCGGGCGCCCUCACAUUUCGGACUGCGGCGAAUCGCACUGGAUCCCGAUUCUCUGGUUUACGAAAUCGACAGUCAGCCUUCCCAACAGCCCAGAUUGUCACUUGAGUACCAUUUCAGAGGACAACGCCAAUAUGGCAGCGUCCCUGUCUGCGCGGGCCGUGCUCACCCCGCGCGGCAGCUCACUCUCUGGAGGAGCCAUCGCCGGGGCGGUGGUCGGCUCCUGCAUUGGGUUUUUCCUGAUUCUCCUAUGUCUGUUUCCUUUUGUUGUGCGUGCGCGGAGACGCCGGGCCGAGAAGCAUGGUGAUAUCGGCCAUGCGGAGAAGGGGCAGGCCCCCGGAGGCCCCAUUUUCCACAACAGCGCCGGGAGUACGCCCAAGCGGCUCUCCGGGGAAGGGGAAGGCUAUGCUCCGGACACCCCGCCGCCUGGCCUUGCAUCACCGGCCACCUUCAUCCCGGGGGACGGUCACCACCCCGAUCAGAGGGCGGCCUCCCAUCACCAGUCCCGACACACCCCUGCCCUCCCACGGGGCGUAGGUAUACAACAAGGGCUGCCGUCCUCCAUAUCGCCGCCCUUUCAACCACCUUCACCAACCACAUCAGCCACAGCGAGCCUUCAAGGAGACCAACCUGGCCCCGAUUCGACAAGAACAAGAGUGGCAUCGAUAGCGACCACUGAAGCCGAGAGCAACCGCGAACUGAGCCUUGACGACUCCCACGGCUUAAGCCCUCCCACUCACCAAAUACCACCUGCCGUUUCACCUGGAGGCAUCACUGAGGAGCCGGAAACCUUUGGACGCCCCACUCAACGUCAUUCCUUCCCUCAUCUCCCCGAGUCCAUCAGGAACUUCAUCUACAGGCGUCAGUCAGGUAACAGCCGGAGGGAUAGCAAGCGAUCAACCCUUGGAGGCACCGCUGGAACACGGUCGCCUUCGCCCCUCACCACGACCGACUACCCGGUUCCAACACAUCAACCUGAACCUGUCCCACCAGUCUUCGAGGUUGACACUGAGGCGCCAGGAGCUGCCUACGAAUACUACCACGGUCACCCAUAUUUAAGCAGCACCAGCCAACCUUAUCCCGACGACUCUUCUGCACCUCCACCACCGCAACCUACCACUCUGCCCACCACUCUCCUCCGUCAAGACACACUUCUUGCCUCGUGGGAAAUCCAGCAAGGCAUCAACCGCACCGACAGUUUACCACCUACUACCAUUGUCUCUGACCUCCCAAGUCCUUGUGUGGAUCUGACUGUUGGGCCAACCGCCAGUCCUAUGGAAAUGAUGAGGCCUACCAACCAAGCCGAGAGCGCCUGGGCUGUAAACCAGGAGAUUAUCAAGUUGGAGAACACCCCGCCCGCUCCUGCAGUCAGUGCCUUCUCCCCCCAGACUAUUCCGGCCGAGUUCGCCUAUUCCCAGCAGAUGCAAAGCCCCCAGGAACAGUACGGCCCGGAGCCACAGUAUAGCGAGUACACGCAUGUACCAGAAAUUCAGCAAAACGGCCAGGACUUUGAUCUUGACUCGGUUACCUUGUACCCCAACGACGGUUUUGGUCUACAUGACAUGUCCGAUGUCUCUACUCCUCCGCCAUUGUCCGAGUCCUCAAGGCAGAACACGCCCAGCACGCGGCUCACAUACUCGCCAUCGCCCAGGCCAGACUUUGACCAGAACACCAACUUUGCGCCGCUCAUGGUUCCCAACUCCCCAGCCAAUUUUUCUUCUUCUACCGGAGGCUUCUCAUCAAACCAGGGCAUGUCACCCGGCGCAUUGUCGGUCAAUGACUAUUCCUCGUCACAGGGAAUGUCACCAGGAGGAUUGUCGGUCAACGACUUUGGAGCCCAAGUGAUGUACCCCCAAGGUCUAUCCCUUUCGAGCAUCCCUCAGUCCGGCAUGUCCCCAACAACACCAUCAUCCAGCGGCGCUUCACCUAGAGUGUUCGCUUGCGACCAAUGCCACCGUGAAUUCGACCAAAUUCACAAGCUGAACCAUCACAAACGCUACCACGAACGCCCACACGAGUGUACCCACCCUGGCUGCACCAUGCGGUUCGGCACCAAGACCCAUCUGGACCGCCACAUUAACGACAAGCACAAAAAGACUCGCCAGUUCCACUGCACGGUGCCCGAGUGUCCCUGGUCAAGACAGGGUGGCCGCUCGUUCCCCAGGAAGGACAACUGGAGGAGGCACAUGAUCAACAAGCACCAAAUCACGCCUUUGCAAGAGCCAAUUGAGUAUAACGAUGUGGCCAUGGGCGACGCAUGAUGGCCG
Molecule: messenger RNA, 2317 nt
Organism: Neurospora hispaniola
Lineage: Eukaryota; Fungi; Ascomycota; Sordariomycetes; Sordariales; Sordariaceae
Exons: 2
Coding region: 185-2311 (708 amino acids)
Biological process (GO): regulation of transcription by RNA polymerase II
Cellular component (GO): PcG protein complex; chromatin; transcription regulator complex
Molecular function (GO): RNA polymerase II cis-regulatory region sequence-specific DNA binding; DNA-binding transcription factor activity, RNA polymerase II-specific
Source: RefSeq, a predicted model, not a curated record